AUGUGUUUUCGAACCAUUAUCGACGUUGGUAUUGAUACAUAUCAGCCAAAAGGAGCGACGCAGAAUUAUGCAGGAUCCUGGCUUGUUGGUUUCUCCUUGGAGCAGCUGAGGCUAGAUUUUAUCCUGGUACCCUCUACCAUUUCAGUUCCUGGUAUCCAACAGAUCAGAUGCCCUCAGAUUCCCAGCGGGUUGUUAGCAUACGUGAUACCUUUCAUGAAUAGCUUUGAAGGAUUGGCGGCUCUCUCUUCUCGAAGGAAUUCUCGCUAUUCUCUGCGCAGUCUAUGCUUGAUUCUUCUUCCUGAAUUCUCUGAGACGGUCAAACUCCUCGCUGAACGAGAGCGGGAGGCUGUACUUGAAAAUCUCCCCAAACAAGCUCCGACCACAGCUCUUCAAGAGCCCAACAUUCGUUCAUUUUCUAAUCUAGAUCCUCCAUGGUGUCGGCUAGUAGAGCACUUCAGUCGUUUUGCCGACUGUGAUAUACAGCCGAUAUUAAUUCAACGACAGGCACCGUUCACUCUCGUAUUCAUCAUCCUCUUCUCCCUCGCUUUCUCCGUUCGCACCAAACGACUCAGCCAAUGGGUUGCCAGACUCGGAGUAGAAUACUUGCUUAUCAUGACCGCCACGACGGCCCCGCAAAGCUUCUUCGCCACCACAUCGCCUGAAAGAAUCCGCGCAGCAAGGGGGAUGACAACUGCUGACCUGGCCAUUGGCAUCACAAAUGCGAGAUGCUAG
This is a messenger RNA of Lindgomyces ingoldianus, 732 nucleotides long. RefSeq lists its product as uncharacterized. The coding region runs from base 1 to 732 and encodes 243 amino acids. The record is from RefSeq and is a predicted model, not a curated record. The transcript has 7 exons. NCBI's taxonomy places the organism in Eukaryota, Fungi, Ascomycota, Dothideomycetes, Pleosporales, Lindgomycetaceae.